AUGAGGGGUGGUCGAUGCCGUUUCGUAGUGGUCGUCGCAUCUAUACUGAUCGCGGUUGCGAGGUCUACGGAAGUGCCGUGCAAUGAGAUGAUUCCAGAUGGUUUGAAGAAGUCGAUCGAUUACGUGACGAACGCGAAUUACGAGGCGCUGCAAUUGCAGCUGGAGAAUGAGACUGAUGAGACGAAGAUCCGAAAUUCGAAAGACAAUUAUCUGACGGAAACGAAGAAGGCGAUAGAUUUACUGAACAGUCAGUACACGGAGGAUUGUCCUGAGUUGUCAGCAGCUGUGGAUGUGCAGACGCAAGAGGCACUGGAGCAGAUGGCGAAACGUAUCGGUGAGAAUCCGCCUGCUUCCAGGAGGUUCCUCUUCGACCUCAACUUAGGUGUCCGCGAUAGGGUCAACUCGUUCCUGAACUUCGGUCGUCAGCCGAACGUCGCCGAUUCUUUGAACGUUCCCAAUCUGAACGUGGUUCAAGACGUGCAGAUCAGACCACCGGCGCGGGUCAUCCAACAGCAGCCGCAGACCAUCAUACAGCAAGCUCCACCGCAGACCAUCAUACAGCAAGCUCCGCCGCCGACCAUCAUACAGCAGCAACCGCAGCAGGUGAUCAUCCAGCAACCGCCGCAGACGAUCGUGCAGGCCGCUCCGGCUCCGUACAUCGUGCAAGGACGAGCUCCGCCGAAGAUCGUCAGACCGUACGUCAACAAACUGCCCAGCAAUUUCCGUGGUUACGCAAGAGAUCUGAACGGAAGUCCGGUGAUCAUCGUCGAUCCGAAGUACCAGUGCGACGCGAACUACGUGACCAGUUACAGGGAGGCGAUGCGCGACUUCGUUUCCGACUCGGUGGACAACUUCGUCGACGAGUACGGCUACAGAUCGCGCGAUUCCUACGAGCAAUACAAAUUCAAGAAGAUCUUAGCCGAAGAGGUCCGUCGUUUCACCACUUCAACGCUGCAGAAGCUUAAACCUUGCCACGGCCUCUACAUCUCCAUCGAGGCCAUCUACAACGAAUUCGAUGAUAAACUCGACGACCUCAUCGAUAAUCUCUUAAACAAACUCUAA
This is a messenger RNA of Nicrophorus vespilloides, 1062 nucleotides long. RefSeq lists its product as uncharacterized. Lineage: Eukaryota; Metazoa; Arthropoda; Insecta; Coleoptera; Silphidae. Bases 1 to 1062 code for a protein of 353 amino acids. The record is from RefSeq and is a predicted model, not a curated record. The transcript has 2 exons.